CCAUAUAUAUUGAACUUUGCAUAUAUAUAUAUUAUUUUUACAUAAUAUACACACGUACACACACAUAUAUAUAAAGCUAAUUAAGUGAAUUCAAAACAUAUACGAAAAAUGGGAAUGUUAUCUUUGAUAUUGGGAAGGCCAGGAACAAGUGGAUUUGGAUCAGCCUCUACUGCUGAACAAGUUUCUGAUUCCAUUGAUGCUGCCAAUCUCACUGUUAUCAUCACAGGAGGAGCCAGUGGAAUUGGGUUUGAGACAACAAGAGUAUUAGCACUCAGGGGAGCUCAUGUGAUCAUAGCUGCAAGGAACAUCAAGGCUGCAAAUGAAGCCAAACAACUAAUUCUUAAAACCAAUGAGACCGCAAAGAUUGAUGUUCUUGAGCUUGAUCUUUCGGCUCUCAAGUCAGUUGAAGCCUUUGCUGAUAGCUUCAAAGCUCUUAAUCUUCCCCUCAAUAUCUUAAUAAAUAAUGCUGGUGUUAUGUUCUGUCCAUACCAACUAUCCCAAGAUGGUAUAGAGAUGCAAUUUGCAACCAAUCACUUAGGUCACUUCUACUUGACAAACCUACUACUUGAUAAGAUGAAGGAAACAGCUACAACUACCGGAAUUGAAGGUAGAAUUGUAAAUUUAUCAUCUAUAGCUCAUCGCUACACUUACGCAGAAGGGAUAAAUUUUGAUAAAAUCAAUGAUAAAAAUAGCUAUUCAGACAAAAAGGCUUACGGUCAGUCCAAGUUGGCUAACAUUUUACACGCAAAUGAGCUCUCUCGACGUUUGAAGGAAGAAGGGGCAAAUAUAAUAGUAAACUCGGUGCACCCGGGGUUAAUAAUGACAGAUCUCAUGCGACAUUCAUUUUGGCAAAUGAGAAUAUUUAAGCUAUUCACUUGUAUCCUUUGGAAAAAUGUGCCACAGGGAGCAGCAACAACUUGCUAUGUGGCAGUGCACCCAGACCUAAAAGGGGUAACUGGGAAGUACUUUUUGGAUUGCAAUGAAUGGCCUGCAAGCAACUUUGCAACCGAUCCUGAAUUGGCCAAGAAGCUCUGGGACUACACCCAAAACCUGGUCAACUCUCUUCAGCAAAAAUCGUGAUUCUUUUUUCCUACUAAUAGAAGUUAUCUAUGUUUUCUAUGAAUUUACUAAUGCUUGCUUAAUGUAAUCUUAUUAUGCUAUUAUCAACUCUGUUAAAGAAUCAAAUGGCACCACUUGCCUUUACAAACCUUUAAUUCAAGAUAUAUGAUCAUUAACUUGUAUGUUC
Molecule: messenger RNA, 1246 nt
Organism: Erigeron canadensis
Lineage: Eukaryota; Viridiplantae; Streptophyta; Magnoliopsida; Asterales; Asteraceae
Product: short-chain dehydrogenase TIC 32 B, chloroplastic-like
Exons: 8
Coding region: 109-1080 (323 amino acids)
Source: RefSeq, a predicted model, not a curated record